Epithele typhae is the source of this 630-nucleotide messenger RNA. RefSeq names its product ER-to-golgi vesicle protein transport Sft2. Lineage: Eukaryota; Fungi; Basidiomycota; Agaricomycetes; Polyporales; Epitheliaceae. Gene Ontology annotation, biological process: vesicle-mediated transport. The transcript has 5 exons. Gene Ontology annotation, cellular component: membrane. Bases 1 to 630 code for a protein of 209 amino acids. The record is from RefSeq and is a predicted model, not a curated record.
AUGUCGUCAGAACAGUCUUUCCGCGACAGCCUCUCGCAGUUUCGCUGGGCGCGCGGCACCACGGACGACUCGCGGCAAGCCCAGAACCUCCAGGGCACCCAGGGAGGCGCGAAUCCCUUCUCGCGCUUCUACAAUGCGAUUGGAAACGGCUACAUACCCCUACGUUCUGAGGAGCGGUCUAACGAGGAGGAGGCGUAUUUCGCGCUGUCGAGAUGGGAGAGGCUACUGGGCUUUGGGGCGUGCUUAAUCGGGGCGGCCGUAUGCUUCUUCGUCGCGUUCUUGACCGUCCCCUUCAUCGCCCUCCGCCCCGCAAAAUUCGCUCUCGCCUUCAGUCUGGGGAGCCUUCUCGUGAUGUUCGGGUUCUCGGUGCUCAUCGGGCCAUUAAACCACCUCAAGCACCUCUUGUCCAAGGAGCGACUGCCGUUCUCCAUCGCGUACAUCGCCUCGCUCGCCCUUACCCUCUACUUCUCCCUCGGGGCGCACUCCUACCUCGGCUCGCUCCUCGGCGCGAUCGUCCAGGUCAUCGCGCUCGUCUCGUACGUGCUCGCGUACUUCCCCGGCGGCAUCCAGACCCUCCGCUUCGGCGGCCAGAUGGCCCUCCGCGGCGCCGGCAGUCUUCUCCCGAUCUGA